GCUACUUUACAGUGUUUGUUAUAGACAAGAAUUUAAUGCCAUUGAAGGCCUAACACUCAGUUCGUCCAUCUGUCUUGACAUCUAUUGGUUAAAAAGGCGUUAAAAAUAUCGCCAACUGCACAGCAGACUACACAGAAACAGUUCAAACACGUGGUACAAUCGCAAGAUAACGAUGUCGGCCUAAGACAUUACAUGUUCAGCUACGUAAUUGGUGUGUGUGACAACUGGGACACUUUCCACAAAACCGAAGCCAUCAUUACCACGGACGUACCACUAAUAGAUUUGUAAAUACUUGAAAAAACAUUUAUAGAAAAAAUAUUGGGCCAAACCGAAAGUAUGACGCUUGAAGCCAUCAGAUACUCUAAGGGGAAACUUAGCAUUCUAGACCAACUGCUCCUCCCUACGCAGACACAGUAUAUCAAUGUAAACAACACCAACGAUGGAUGGCAAGCAAUAAAGAAGAUGCAGGUACGAGGAGCACCAGCAAUAGCCAUUGUUGGUUGUCUGAGUCUGGCUGUUGAAAUGUUGAAAACAGACAUCACCUCAUCAGAGGAGCUGGGAAACUUCAUCUGUGAGAGACUGGAUUAUCUUGUAACUGCCAGACCAACAGCUGUUAACAUGGGUUCCUCUGCUAAACAUUUCAAACAGAGAGUUACAACAUUGUUAAAAGACAGAGACCUAAAGGUUGAAGACUUUAAAAUGAUAAUUGUUGAGGAAAUUGAAAAAAUGCUUGAAUCUGAUCGUAGUGACAACGUUGCCCUAGCAAAGUAUGGUGCAGGCGACAUCAUGGAGCGAUGCACACAUAAUAAGGCCCGUGUCCUUACACACUGCAACACUGGCUCCUUAGCAACAGCAGGAUAUGGCACAGCUCUAGGUGUUAUUCGAGCCCUCCAUGAGGAUGGCAAUCUAGAUCAUGCUUAUUGCACAGAGACUCGACCCUACAACCAGGGUGCUCGACUUACUGCUUACGAACUUGUGUAUGAAAAAAUACCAGCAACUCUUAUUUGUGAUAGCAUGGCAGCCAUGCUAAUGGAGCGUAAGAAGAUCUCUGCAGUGGUUGUGGGAGCAGACCGGGUGGUAGCUAAUGGGGACACAGCCAACAAGAUUGGUACCUACCAGCUCGCCAUCAAUGCCAAAUAUCACAAUGUGUUGUUCUAUGUUGCCUGUCCGACCACAUCGUAUGAUGCCAGUAAAUCAACUGGAGCAGAUAUUAUCAUUGAAGAACGACCAGCUGAGGAGCUUACAAAAAUCCAAAACAUACCUAUAGCAGCUCCAGGAAUUAACUGCUGGAACCCUGCUUUUGAUGUCACACCAGCAGAGCUCAUCACAGGUGGAAUCAUCACAGAACACGGAGUCUUUAAACCGUCUGAACUCAAACACAAACUUAAACCAUUCAUAACCAAAGGAGGCCUUUAAUAUUGUUUUACUGUAUUUGACAGUAUGUGUACAUUGGUAAUGAAUGUAAUCAGAUCACAGAACAAAGAGUCUUCAAACCAUAUCCAACAAAAACGUACAAGUCAUCUUUCGAGUCUGUAUGGUCUCGUGUACGCACAGUAUAAAUGCUGUGCAUGCAGGCAUAGGUAUGGUAAAUAAAUGUUAACAUAUUAAUAUGGCGCGAAAACAAAUAAAAGGACUGUUCUGGAUAUUGAUUCCUAAAGGUCAAUUUCAUUUCAUGAACUCCUGGGCAUUAAAAAUCAACUACUUAAUUUGAACUCAAGGGAUCAUAACAAACCAACAACGAAUUCUAAAUGUGUGGCGUUAUAUCUCAGUCUGAAUUCAAUUUGUUACAUUUGUUUCUGUCUUGUUAUUCCUAAAUAAAUAGAUAUAAAUAGUGC
Pecten maximus is the source of this 1835-nucleotide messenger RNA. RefSeq names its product methylthioribose-1-phosphate isomerase-like. The record is from RefSeq and is a predicted model, not a curated record. The transcript has 5 exons. Bases 337 to 1416 code for a protein of 359 amino acids. Gene Ontology annotation, molecular function: S-methyl-5-thioribose-1-phosphate isomerase activity. Lineage: Eukaryota; Metazoa; Mollusca; Bivalvia; Pectinida; Pectinidae.